AGGCGAUGUGGUGUCCUUGCGGUGAAGGCAGGCAUGACACAGGAAUGGGAUCAGUGGGGAGCAAGAGUUCCUCUAACUGUGCUCUGGGUCGAUGACUGCCAGGCAAGCUUUGCAUUUAAUGCAUUACUGCAGGUGGUGCAAAUAAAGACACCCGCGCGGGAGGGCUACCUCGCUCUGCAGGUCGGAUGCGGCUCAAAACGGCCCAAGCAAGUGAACCGCGGGCAGCUGGGGCACUUUGAGUGGGCAGGCGUCCCCAUAAAGCGAAGGCUGACAGAGUUCAGGGUGACAGAGGAUGCGCUCCUGCCAGUGGGCACCAUGCUCACAGCCGCGCACUUCACUCCAGGCCAGUAUGUGGACGUCCAGGGGACAACGCUCGGGAAGGGGUUUCAGGGGGUGAUGAAGCGUUGGGGGUUCGCGGGGCAGCCGGCAUCCCACGGCAACAGUCUGGCGCACCGGGCGGCCGGAGGCAUCGGCGCAUGCCAGGACCCGGGCAAGGUGUGGCCCGGCAAGAAGAUGGCCGGCCGCAUGGGCGGCGUCACCCGCACCCUCUCCUGCGCCUACGUCUUCAAGGUGGAUGCUGCCCGCAACCUGAUCUAUGUCAGGGGCCAGGUUCCGGGGCACAAGGGGAACUUUGUGAGGAUCAGCGAUGCAGCACUGAAGACCUUUGGCCAGCAGCCGCAGCGGCCAGUGCCCACCUUCCUUGAUCCUCUGCCGCUGGAGCCUCUGUUAGCUCCCAAGUCUGAGAAGAGCCCAUUUGACUACAAGGAGUGA
Messenger RNA from Coccomyxa subellipsoidea C-169, 771 nucleotides. Its product is annotated as translation protein. Lineage: Eukaryota; Viridiplantae; Chlorophyta; Trebouxiophyceae; Coccomyxaceae. The transcript is spliced from 5 exons. Gene Ontology annotation, biological process: translation. Gene Ontology annotation, cellular component: mitochondrial large ribosomal subunit; ribosome. The annotation marks the transcript as partial. Gene Ontology annotation, molecular function: structural constituent of ribosome. The record is from RefSeq and is a predicted model, not a curated record.